AUGACUCCUAAUAAGUGGAUGACUAAACUCUAUCAGGCAUUCGCUAAAUAUAAGCUCACUAUUUACAUGUUUGGCGAUACUAACCAGUGUGAUCCCGUUGAGCCAUCUGAUAUGUUUUACGAUUAUGUUAAGUCAGUGGUUGUUUCUGAGAUGUGCCCGCGACGGGUUGAAAUGAAGUAUAUAGAAGAAUAUGCUCGAUACGACCCACAAACACGGGAUCUGUUAACCAAGUUUCUCAAGAGUGGCAGUAUCAAACACCAAUUUGAACCACCAGUGGAUAGUUACCAUAAUAUUUGCUAUCUGAACAAAACAAGGCGGCAUGUCACGCAAGAAUGCUGUAAUAGAUUUACAGAAAACUUGGAAUAUUAUGAGAUCGACUUCAAAUAUCAAGGACAUAGGGAGAAAUAUAAGGUAGCGGUUGGAAUGCUAAUGAUAGUAACACAAAAUAUGCGGAAUAAAGAUAUGUUUAAUAUGGAGCAGUAUAACAUUGACAAUAUCGGGGAGUCUGAAGAUGGCAAUCUUGUAUUUACACUACGUGAUACAAUAUUCAGUUACAGUGAAUUUCGCGAAUCUUUUAUAGCAUCAUUUUGUGCUACAGUGUAUAAAUAUCAGGGAGGGACAAUAAGCACCCCAUAUAAUAUUUAUGAUGUUGAGAAAAUGGACAAGAAACAACUCUACACAGCAUUAUCUAGAACAAAGGGACUGAAUCAUGUCCACCUUGAUACAACAAAGUUGAACUCUAAAUACAAAAUCAGAAUGCCACCGCUCUGUGUGACAGUAAAUAGCUACUUUAAUGAUGAUUACCACAAUGGUCAAAUUUACAAGAUUACCUUCGAACACAACAAUAAAUUGUAUAUUGGUAGCUCUAUCAGAAAUCUACAAGAACGGCUCAAUGAACAUGUGACUACAAAAUCAAGUGCAAGAUUCAAGUACAAGGAUGAUGAACCAAUAAUUAUGCCAAUAAUACGCGCACCUUGUAAGGACCGACAAGAAUUAAACAGCGUGGAAGCCGAAUACAUCAGAUAUUAUAGUGUAAAAUAUGGGGACCGUUUACUCAACAAACAAUCAGUCCCAGAACAGACAGUCAAAAUUGAAUACAAACAUCAAGCGCAAAUUGAGACAGAAAAUCAAAUGCGAGAACGACUGCACCAGAAGUUUGGUGAUAAAAUCAAGAUCAAAGAUGAUCCAAUGAAUAAGCUACUAUAUUACGACGUGAAGAUUGACGGUAAGCGCUACGCUACAAAAGCACGUUAUAAUGAACAAUCCAAAGAAGAAGCGUUAACCAAGAUCACAAAAAAGCAACAACAGUUAGUCGAUGACUUGACAAUCAACUUUAACUAA
Molecule: messenger RNA, 1341 nt
Organism: Porites evermanni
Lineage: Eukaryota; Metazoa; Cnidaria; Anthozoa; Scleractinia; Poritidae
Source: the annotation of a GenBank genome assembly